Aspergillus piperis CBS 112811 is the source of this 554-nucleotide messenger RNA. Its product is annotated as copper metallochaperone ATX1. Gene Ontology annotation, cellular component: cytosol. Gene Ontology annotation, molecular function: metal ion binding; copper chaperone activity. The transcript is spliced from 2 exons. Bases 193 to 432 code for a protein of 79 amino acids. The record is from RefSeq and is a predicted model, not a curated record. Lineage: Eukaryota; Fungi; Ascomycota; Eurotiomycetes; Eurotiales; Aspergillaceae. Gene Ontology annotation, biological process: copper ion transport.
CUCGAAACGCCCAUCGAUCGAACGUUCCCCCGUCUGUCUCCACCCCUCCUCUCCUUGCUUUAGCCCCGCCAUCGUCAUCUCUAUCUUCUCUAUUUACUUAUUUGUUCAUCCACACACCACACACCACACACCACUUCUUUGCUCUCUCUCUCCCUCUCUCUCUCUCACGUACACACGCCGCCCGCCAACACCAUGUCCGACCACCAAUACAAGUUCAACGUCAGCAUGAGCUGCGGCGGUUGCUCCGGUGCCGUGGAACGAGUCCUGAAGAAGCUUGAGGGUGUCAAGUCCUUCGACGUCAACCUGGAAUCCCAAACCGCCAUCGUUGUCACCGAACCUUCUGUGCCCUACGAUACCGUGCUGGCUACGAUCAAGAAGACUGGAAAGACGGUCAACAGUGGAGAGGCUGAUGGCCAGACUAUGAGUGUCUAAAGAAAGAAAAGAAAAGAAAAGAAAAGAAAAGGGAAAAAGAAAAGAGAAAGAGCAAAAUCAGAAGAACCAUAUGGAGCCCGGGGUUGGCCUUGUGGAGGUGACGAAGCUUUCGUCCGAAGGGG